AUGAGCGAUGACGUCGAUGAAGGUGAUGCUGAUAAUCCUUUCGAUUCGGAGGGAAAAGGUGUCGCCCACGUUUUUGCCACGACCUCCCCAAACAACAUUAAGAACUCGACAACUUUUGCUGGUCCUCUCCUGGUCGCACUGAAGUGCUCCGCAAAGUUGAUGUCACCACGUCGAACAGGACUUUUCCGUGGAUGGACGACUUACUAA
Microbotryum saponariae is the source of this 207-nucleotide messenger RNA. Lineage: Eukaryota; Fungi; Basidiomycota; Microbotryomycetes; Microbotryales; Microbotryaceae. The record is from the annotation of a GenBank genome assembly.